CUGUUUGGUUUCUCAAUUAUUAAAUUUACAGUAGAAAGAAUCAGCGAUGAACAACUGAAUGCAAUCCUUAAUUCCGAUCUCUUCGAAGGUGAUAUUCAGGGUAUCGAUACAACAGCAAUACACGCGCCGUUAUUAAGGGAUGAACCAACGGAUCCAUACGACUAUAUUUUCAAAUUGCCGGUACACCUAUCUAUCGUCAUCUGUGCAUCUAUUUUCUCAAACCUGUAA
Molecule: messenger RNA, 228 nt
Organism: Gongylonema pulchrum
Lineage: Eukaryota; Metazoa; Nematoda; Chromadorea; Rhabditida; Gongylonematidae
Source: the annotation of a GenBank genome assembly